Perkinsus marinus ATCC 50983 is the source of this 2181-nucleotide messenger RNA. RefSeq lists its product as hypothetical. The record is from RefSeq and is a predicted model, not a curated record. The transcript has 26 exons. Bases 1 to 2181 code for a protein of 726 amino acids. NCBI's taxonomy places the organism in Eukaryota, Perkinsozoa, Perkinsida, Perkinsidae.
AUGGGCGCGAAAAACUUCAUCAAGGAAAAGGAUUUGAUAAAGGAAUCUUCCGAGUGCGAUGAAGAUUCGAGUGAUGAUGAGGACGACGAGUGGUAUCUCUCGGGAGGCGGGGACGAAACGCCGGGUGGAAUCUCAAUUUCGACGGCUGGCCUUGUUGAUAUUGGUGAUGUGGAGACGUCAGCUAGCAGUACGGAAAAUGAGGAUACGUGUGGUGGAGUGAGAGCAUCCGUCUGUGGGGGGUUGGUGAUGUUACAGGGAAGUUGUACUUACGUACAGGCUCACUCGCAGGGAACAAAAAAUAAAUGGAGUCGUGAAAGAAUUGAAAUUGAUCCUAUGGGAAGGGUGACGAGUUGCAGCUCAAAAACGAAGACUUUGCACAAACGAACGGAGCUGUCGGGGAUAGUUUUUGCGCCGCGGUCGAGUUUGGGAAAGGAGGAUGCGUUGAUGGAGGAGAUGGGAAAUGGGGAGAUUCCCACGGCAUUGUGUGCGGGAAGAUUCGCGGAGGAGCUGAGUCGACAGGAAUGGAAAGAGGCUCUUGAGAGAGUUACAGCUGCCUACGAGAAUGCGAUCGAUCGUAGAGGAGUUCGAGCCAACUAUCCGAAGUGUGAUGAUGAUAGAAAGGCAUUCACCUUUGAUGUGAAUCAAGACUUCAUGAAGUAUAGUGAGGAGCAUGGGGGGGAGGAGGAGGAUGAUUGGAGGCGUAGAUUGGAGGGAAGCAGUCGGAAACUUCCGAGAAGGGAUUUCCACAGUGGCAUUGAUCCCUCUAUGAUGACUAUAUUAGCAGACAGGAUUGCUAAUGAAUUGUAUAAAGCGACGGGUUUGAAAAACAGGGUGGAAAGUUUGCGGAGUGUUAUUGAGAAGUACGGUAGUACAAAUGGAGAUUCGCAAGAUUAUGGAGGGGAAAACGCGCGCGCCCUGAGGGACUACAGGAGAUUUGAUGACCAGAUGCAGUAUAGUAAUUCAAAAUUGAACCCGCGGGCGUUGGCGUUACCGCAAUUGCGCAGCCUGAAGAAUGCUGAUAGAGAAACGUUUGAAAAAUUCAUGAAAAUUCAAGAAUGGUGGCUUGGCUUUGACACGAAUGAAAAGGUUCUAACGCAUAGCACACUUAUGGGGAAUAAGGAUGCCUUCUCGUGCAGGAAUGUUACGGUGGAGCACUUUGAGGACUUGACGAGAAGGGAUCCGUAUUUUAAAUUGAUGUUCAAGAGGAUGAUGAGGUUUUUCGAUCAGAAUAUUUGGGAGAAUGUUUUCGAUCAAACUACGGCGAGCGCGAAAAACGGUUUGAGGAUGCCUUUCUGUAAUAAGGUGUCGUGGCAUAAGGACGCGGAAGGGAGGAAGCAGCCGAAAGUGGAAGAUCGAUUUUCGUUACCUAUUGGUACGAUCGAAUUCGAGUACACUCGUAAGGAGGUUGAUCCUAAAGAAUUGGAGAAAAUUCGGCAGAUGGAAGAAGAUAGGUUUGAGCAGGCUGAGAAGGAGUUCAGGGAGAGACUACACACAGCGAAGGAUUAUCGAGAUCUCCAAGGGGACCGGACUUCAGCUCACACGAGUGAUAAAACGUCGAUGGACCGAAGCGUGGCAUUUGCAAAGGCGCUAAAGAAAAUUGGGGGAGGUAAUAAGGUGUCGUGGCAUAAGGACGCGGAAGGGAGGAAGCAGCCGAAAGUGGAAGAUCGAUUUUCGUUACCUAUUGGUACGAUCGAAUUCGAGUAUACUCGUAAGGAGGUUGAUCCUAAAGAAUUGGAGAAAAUUCGGCAGAUGGAAGAAGAUAGGUUUGAGCAGGCAGACAGGGAGUUUAGGGAGAGACUACACACAGCGAAGGAUUAUCGAGAUCUCCAAGGGGACCGAACGUCAGCCCACACGAGUGAUAAAACGUCGAUGGACCGAAGCGUGGCAUUUGCAAAGGCGCUGAAGAAAAUUGGGGGAGGACCGCUUACGAAGGAUGACUUGAGAGAUAUGGAAGUUGAUACUAUUGCAGACUGGAUCGCGAAAGGUUCGUGUAGGAGGGGACAGUAUAGUAAAGAUGAUGUUACGGUUCCUGAUGAGAAUUUUGUGAAGGCUUAUGAGGAAGCGGAUUUUGAACUGAUUGAGGAGAUUGGUUUGGAUGCGAUUAAGGAGACGGACAAGUGGAAGAAAAUGACGCCUUGUGCGCAGAAGGGGGUACCGGCAAAGUCGGGGACUUUCGACUGA